Messenger RNA from Desarmillaria tabescens, 819 nucleotides. RefSeq lists its product as uncharacterized. Lineage: Eukaryota; Fungi; Basidiomycota; Agaricomycetes; Agaricales; Physalacriaceae. The record is from RefSeq and is a predicted model, not a curated record. Bases 1 to 819 code for a protein of 272 amino acids. The transcript has a single exon.
AUGGCCAGGUGCAGCGAAAAAGAGCUAGUAAAAGAAAUCAACGACGCCCUAUCCAUAGCCACGACAAUUACCGGCGACACACUCCAUGUCAUACCAGACGGCAUCUCUGUUGUUGGGGCACGUAAACUCGCCAAUGGUGGUGUAAUUUACACUGUCAACUCUGACGAAGCUGCAGCCUGGCUACGAGAGCCUGCAGCCUUGGAAAACAUAGCACAAGCAGCGGGCGACGGGACCAAUGUCAGCCUACAGCUGAACAGCGUGAUCGUGCCAUUUGCGCCCACAACGAUCGACAUCGAAAACGAGGAUACAUGGCGCAACAUCGAGACCAGCAGCGAACUUGCCACGGGGACGAUACGCAGUGUGCGAUUCCUCAAACCAGUAGAACACCACCAACAAGGACAACGAGAGGCACAUCUCGUAGUAGGCUUCGACUCACGAGAACAGGCAAACAGAGCGAUCCGAGCAGGAAUAAUCAUAGAGGGCAAAGAGCUCCAGGCAAAGAAGGAGUUGCCGGAUGCAUCCAGGUGCGUAAAGUGUUCAGUAUUACCUCGGGACCACGACGCAAAGACGUGCCCAAAUGCCACAAAAUGUGGGCGCUGUGCAGGUGGCCAUGCGACGAGAGACUGCACAGUCACAGACCGCAAAAAGUUCUACUGUGUGAACUGUAAAGUCACAGGCCACGGUGCCGUUGACCGUAACUCUUGCCCCUCCUUUCUUAGAGCUACAGAUGUUUUACGCAGUCGACAUCCCGAAUCCAAAUAUAAAUAUUUCAUUACUGAGGAUCCUGCUACGUGGAUGACCAAUGAUGUACAAAAAUGA